Molecule: messenger RNA, 1486 nt
Organism: Musa acuminata AAA Group (dessert banana)
Lineage: Eukaryota; Viridiplantae; Streptophyta; Magnoliopsida; Zingiberales; Musaceae
Product: pyridoxal reductase, chloroplastic
Exons: 9
Coding region: 61-1269 (402 amino acids)
Cellular component (GO): cytoplasm
Source: RefSeq, a predicted model, not a curated record
UUUUUAUCGUGUCGUAGGGAACGGAACUAAAAGGAUUGGCAGCGGCGAAACCGGCAGGCUAUGGCUUUACGGUGGCCAGCCGCAGCAACAGGAGCCCACUUCGGGUGCAGGGCCUCGAAGAAGGGGACGAUGCGCCCGCCGCCGCCCUCGCCUUCGCCAGCCGCCAAGCUUUUCAAGCUCCCUCCUCGAAUCGGCCCUCUCUUCUGGCCCUGGGAAAAGGUUAAAGUCGGUCCUUUGGUUGUUUCUCCAAUGGGAUUUGGGACAUGGGCUUGGGGAAACCAAUUGCUCUGGGGCUAUAAAGAAGAAAUGGAUGCCUUAUUGCAAGAGACAUUUGAUUUGGCACUAAGGAAUGGAAUCACUCUCUUUGAUACUGCUGAUUCAUAUGGGACUGGAAGAUUAAAUGGUCAAAGUGAAAGGCUUCUUGGGAAGUUCAUUCGUGAAUUUCAAGGACGAAAUAUUGGAGACAACAUCGUCAUUGCUACAAAGUUUGCAGCAUAUCCUUGGCGCCUAACACCUGGACAAUUUGUUAAAGCUUGCAAAUCUUCAUUAGAACGGUUGCAACUUGAUCAAAUUGGUAUAGGACAAUUGCAUUGGUCAACUGCAAAUUAUGCUCCUUUACAGGAGCAAGCUCUUUGGGAUGGCCUAGUUGCAAUAUGUUUGUUUCUGUCUCGACAUCUCAAGCAACGUAUGCAUUAUCUUUCUGAAGGAAUGACUUAUCUAGUAACUAACCAAAAGGGUUUAGUUCGUGCUGUUGGUGUUAGCAAUUAUGGUCCAAAACAACUUAUUAAGAUUCAUGAUUACCUAGAAUCUCGAGGUGUGCCAUUAUGCUCUGCUCAGGUUCAGUUUUCUUUGCUGAGCAUGAGUGAUGCCCAGAUGGAGCUGAAGGAAGUAUGCGAUUCUCUGGGCAUCCGUUUGAUUGCAUAUAGUCCACUUGGGCUAGGGAUGCUCACUGGAAAAUAUACAACAUCAAGUCUUCCACGCGGGCCACGAGCUUUGCUGUUUCGUCAAGUUCUCCCCGGUUUGGAUCCUUUACUCAAUUCCUUGAAAGAUAUUUCAGAAAUGAGGCAGAAAACGAUGUCACAAGUUGCAAUAAACUGGUGCAUUUGCAAGGGAACUAUUCCAAUUCCUGGCGUGAAGUCGGUCAAGCAAGCUGAGGAGAACUUGGGUUCCCUUGGCUGGCGCCUUAGCUCGGAUGAGAUUUUCGAGCUAGAGUCCGUGGCUAAGAGUUCCCCUAAGAAGAUGAUCCAGAACAUCUUUCAAACCCGAUGAGUGAACUAUAUUUUUCUGCUUUCUUGAUGAAUGUAUAUUGCUUGUUGCUCCCCUGAAAACCCAUUACUAGUUUUUGGUGUGAUGGCUUUGCCAUGUGAUCUACAAGUAGCUACUAUGCUCUGUCUGGCUUGUUCAACAAAAGUGAGUGAAUUAUUUAUCCCCUAUAAGCUUUUAAAAUUAUAGUCUCAUCCAAUGAUAGCAUAUAUUAAUGUCUCCA